AUGAGGGAGGGGAGGGAGAUGAGGGAGGGGAGAGAGAUGAGGGAGGGGAGUGUGGCAGGAGGAGGAGGGACGGGAGUGAAGGGAAAGGAGUGUGUGGAGAAUGGGGGGUGUGGGGCAGCAGGGGAGGUGUGUGUGGGAGUGCUGGCAACAGCCAAGGGCGAAUGCCUCCUCUCCUCCACCACGUAUAUCCCAGCUUUAUCCCCUCGACUAGUCUUCAACAGCACCCAUUGGAGCAUUGCCCCUCCUCGGCCAGGCAGCCAUGGGGAUCUGGUGGAUCCUGUUUGGACCGAGAGCUUUUGGCAGCAUCUGAAGCUGAGGAGUUACCUGGUGGAUGAUCCGAUAUGGGAUGCUUCGAUACUGUUUGGAGGAGUGGUGUGGGUGGUGGUGUUGUGCGUGCUCGUCACCUGGGCCGAUAAAGCUGUUGCGCAAAAGCUUAAGCGGGUGUAG
Closterium sp. Yama58-4 is the source of this 447-nucleotide messenger RNA. Lineage: Eukaryota; Viridiplantae; Streptophyta; Zygnematophyceae; Desmidiales; Closteriaceae. The record is from the annotation of a GenBank genome assembly.